CGCGUAUGAAAACCAAGUGAGUUAGCCUUUAACAUAUUUGUAUGCAUACAUAGUAGAACCAUCGAUGAUUCAGAGAAGCAACAUACAGGGCCGCUUUUCUGAUUAUUUAUUUUAAGGCGCAUUCGCGGAAAGAAAAAAUCUCUUGCAUGAGUGUUGUUCAACAGGAUACAGAUCGUUUUACUGUGAUCGAUUGUGAGAAUGCCUUCUCUCAAGGAUUAACAACUGAAUCCACUCAGUAUCAUUUACGAGACGGCGAAUUCGACGUGCAGCAACCUUACUAUACCACCUCCUCGAUCGCUGGUCAGAAACGAAAACGCGGGCAUGACAGCGAAACACUGACAGCUGAUUGGCACGAAACCAACGCGCGACCAUUCCUCUCACCCAUCUUGCCAAUCGUUAAAGAAGCAGCUUUUGGAGAUCGCAAUUACACUAAAGUAUCAUCACCAUCAUCAGAAACUAAUGACGACAGUGAUCCAGGAGAUCCGAUCAAUUUUGCCAGCCUGACUGAACUAGCACAAGCUUCGCAACGGUUUUUUCAGCAAGAAGAGCACGAUCAAGUUGAUUUGGCAGACACAGAGACGACAACGAUGGAAAUAUUGGAUGUGUUUCAUCGAAUCGUGCAUAACCCUGCUGAUACAUGCUGCAGGGUCCUUACGCUGGAUAACAACAGCUAUUUGGUGCCGCCUCAAUCCGCAUUUCUCAUGAGCGACCUGACAACGGGCAUGGAAGAUCUUGUAUCCUAUGUGCAGCAGGCUGGAAAACGUGAUUUAAUUGUUAUGGAUCCACCAUGGCCAAACAAAAGUGUGCGACGAUCGUCCAAAUACGAAACGCAAGACAUCUAUGACCUGUUCCAAAUACCUGUUCCUGAACUGCUCGCCCCUCACGGCAUGGUUGCCGUUUGGGUAACCAACAAGCCCAAGUUUCGGCGCUUUGUUAUCGAAAAGCUGUUUAAAUCCUGGGGAUUGCAAGAAGUUGGGAUUUGGUAUUGGCUCAAAGUGACCGUACAAGGAGAACCAGUCAUUCCGCUUGACUCGCCGCAUAGGAAACCCUACGAACAAUUGAUCUUGGGUAUUCGGCAAACCGACUCUACGACUAGCACCACUGCUCCCGCUCAACCAUCGAUACCAUUGCCUCCUCGCCAGCAUGCCAUUGUCAGCGUUCCGUGUCGCCGGCACUCGAGGAAACCACCACUCGAUACAGUAUUGAAAGCCUACUUGCCCGACAAUCCGAAAAGUUUGGAGCUGUUUGCCCGGUGUUUGACACCAGGUUGGACAAGCUGGGGCAACGAGUGCCUGAAAUUUCAACAUAUGCGCUUUUUCCGCUCCACCACCUCAACCAGCUGCUUGCUAAAAGAGACGGAAAAUAACAGUAAAAACGACGUCGACGGAAACAAUAACGACGACAUCGCCGAUGCCGGACAGUAAGAGUUGCAAUAAACUGUCAAGACGUGCACUUGCAAUCACUGCAGUGCUUACGCUGGCCGUUUUGGGGUCCAUGGUCGAUUCCUUUCUUCAUCACCAACGCGAUGUCCAAUCUUGUACAAUGUCGUAUUCGCGUCCAUCCUAUGUACCUGUCAAUCCCGGACCGGAAUCGCGUCUUGCUCACAAAUACGCACUUUAUCUAUUUCGCGAGACCGCGAUGGAUAAACCAAAC
Messenger RNA from Zychaea mexicana, 1653 nucleotides. Its product is annotated as MT-A70-domain-containing protein. Gene Ontology annotation, cellular component: RNA N6-methyladenosine methyltransferase complex; nucleus. The record is from RefSeq and is a predicted model, not a curated record. The transcript is spliced from 3 exons. Bases 147 to 1424 code for a protein of 425 amino acids. NCBI's taxonomy places the organism in Eukaryota, Fungi, Mucoromycota, Mucoromycetes, Mucorales, Lichtheimiaceae. Gene Ontology annotation, molecular function: methyltransferase activity.